UUUAAUAUUCAAAUUAAAACGAGUAAAUUUUUUCAAAAUGAUAAAAAUGAAUUUCAAUCGAUAAAAAACCAUAAGAGCAAUUUUUAUGAAGCAUAAAAAAACUCGUCAAAGGUUUUCAUAUCAGUGAUGACACUAUUAUAUGAUGAAAAUAGCAAAUUAAAAUAAUAAUUGUAUAGCAUUUAUUAACUUUUUUGUUUAAACGUAGGUAUUGUACAGUGAGAAUUUUAUUAAUGCUUACAUAACUAAACGUCAAGUGGUAUUAAAAAAAUUACAACACCCUAGUUCAUACAUCUAGGUUGUUUGUCAUCUGAUGAGCCAAUGUUACACGGAUUUUUGGAAAUAUUUUUCUGCUUUAAUAAUUGUAUAAGUAUUAACUUUACAACCAAGAAUUAUAGUAAGAUUUUGAGCAUUAUAUCAAAGUCAAGUCUUUUUGUGAUUACAAUAAAAAUUACAUCAUUAUCUUGCAUAAUCUAAUUCCUGUUUUUGUUACAAUUGAUUGAACGCUCGCUCCACGAACCUGCGAAUUAUUUUUCCAAGUUGACACCUUCGUUAGGAAAGCAAUUCUAAUUUUUUCACGUCUAUCCUAAAUCGUUGUCCAAACUUAGGUAUCGUGUACACCAAAGGAACAUUAUAUAUUUAUAAAAUAGAGCAUAAUCUCGUCAGUCGUAAUUUUGAUCUCGUUGUCGAAAGAGACUUAAGCUCAUUCGAUCUCGCACUUGGCGGUCGAAGUAACUCUAUCUGUUUGCUGGAUUUUGUUUUAACUCGCGAUUUGCCAUCGGAAAUUACGAUAGCUGACAGUAACCGAGCAAAACUUGUAUUUAUAGCCAGUAAGCUUUAUCAAUCAUUACAACGUUAUUUGGAUCGGAGUAAAUUGUGUCAGAAAUAUAUAUAUUUAUUAUUUACUUUGGGCACAAUCGAUUCGUCAGUGAAUUCAUUGAAGAAAAAUUGAUUCGUACUUAUUAUCGAGCCAGCCACGAGUUUACAGAAGAUAAUCGGGCGCGAUAUGCGCGCGAGCAACAAUAGUUUGCAGAAUGAAUCGCGUACGCAUAGUAACGAUUCACACGGGUGGACAAGUCCUUUGUGCUGCCGAGGUAGGCAAUAAAGACGCGGAAUUGGUUAGCUUUACGAUCGAUUCAAAGUCCAAAUCCAACGAAGCGAGUCGCGGAAAAUCGGCCCGUGUCCAUUGAGCUGCGCGUGCGAGUUUUUUUCCAAUCGCGUGUGCGUACCUAUGUGUGUGUGCGUUUGUGUGCGCGCGCGCGCGCCUCUUCGCCAUACGCGCGUAAUGCUACUCGUCCUUACGCGAGGCUCAUCCUCCAGCUAGUACUCGUUUUGUAUCCCCGAGGAACAGUACGACAUGAUAUACGAUUAUCGAGUGUCUCGCAGUACUCCGGCAAUGGCUCGGUCGCUGCGUUCGCCCGAGCUUGCGUAAUUUUUCCGCGCGCUCGACGACUCGACGCCCGAGACGCUCCUCGAGCUGUUUGCUUUUCGCGCUUGUGCAUUUUACGCGAGCGCACGUAAUCUUUUGCCGAAUCGAGAAGGUAUUAUCCACCAUGAGCUCGGAAAGCCGCCGGAAGAGCGUCGAGCUGUCGGAAAAUUUGUGCACUCUGACUAUUAACAAACUGGACGAUACUGGAUCGAGCGAUGGUGAAGGCGAUGACGAUCUCGAUAAAUUGGAUAAUAACGCGAGCACGAGCUUCUUCACGAGCAGCAACAAGAAAAUCGUCCUUACGACCAAGAAGAGCUGCGCGUCAAACGAGACGCCGAGACAGAAUAAUGCGGCGACGGCGAGCAAGAAAAAGAAAAAAAAUAGCACGCAGAGCCGAGUGAUGUACGCGAGCGAUUGCAUGGUGUCGUCGCUCGUUGUCGGGCCCAUGGUCGUCGCUCAUUGGAGGGGAAUAUGGGUCUUGAUGGACUUUCACGAAAACAUCUUCAGCGGCUGGCUGUGCUUCGGCUUCGGCAUGAGCCUGCACUUGCUGUUCGCUCUGUUGAAGCAGCCCCUGCAUCGAGCUUUCAGCGACGACUCCGCCAGCAGGAGCAGCGAUCGCCGUUGGACCUGCAGGACAAUCGGCUGCAGACUCGUGCGUACGGCUUACACCUACGUCUUUAGCUUGGCCUGCAACUGCCACUGGCGAGGCGCCUGGAUCAUCCUCAACGAUUGGUUUGGUCUGCAGGCCAGGUAAUAUUUUUUAAAAAUUCUUAUAUAAAAAAGGCCCGAAAAACGUAAACCUAUGAAGAAUUGCAAGUUUUUUCACGUGGAGCGAGCUAUUUACGUAAUGACAUUUUAUAAUCACCCGCGAAUUAAUAAUCAAUAAGCAGCGAUGCAUCUAGGCAUUAUAAAAUUUUGUUGCGCGUUGCUUCUGAUCGCGAUCAAUUAUGUUCUAAGAAUGCGUCGGUUGAGCGACGGCUAAUAAAGAUAAGUGUGCAUUAUCGCGAGCGCAAUAUA
Molecule: messenger RNA, 2443 nt
Organism: Trichogramma pretiosum
Lineage: Eukaryota; Metazoa; Arthropoda; Insecta; Hymenoptera; Trichogrammatidae
Exons: 3
Coding region: 1551-2180 (209 amino acids)
Biological process (GO): neuron-neuron synaptic transmission; neuromuscular synaptic transmission; clustering of voltage-gated calcium channels
Cellular component (GO): presynaptic membrane
Source: RefSeq, a predicted model, not a curated record